ACUUUGGUGAACAAUAAUUUAUAAUUCGUGUUCGAAGGUUCAGGGUAAGAUGGUGAUACUGCUGAAGCUAUGGCUGCAAGACACUCUUUAUCCAUUGCUAUUGACUCGGGUAUCACCAAGUUAAUUAUUGAGUCACGUUGUUUGAAGCUUAUUCAGCACUUGAAGUGUAGGAAGACUGAAAAUUCCGAUUUUGGCCGUAUCAUUUGUGAUAUUCUUGCUUUGUCUGCUAGGUGUCUUUCUAUUAGUUUUUCUCAUAUUGGUAGGAAUGGCAACGGCGUUGCCCAUAGACUUGCUUGUGUUAGCAGGAACUAUGAUGUGAUGAGGGUGUAGAUUGAGGAAGUUCCGACGUGUGUGUCGGAUUAUGUUAUGUUUGACUCUUUGGUUGAAUAAAUUGGCUCUUGUUUCUCUCUCUCGGGGAAAAAAAAAAAAAAAAAAAAAACAUUUUUAUUUUAUGUGUUUAUAAAUUAAAAGGCAGCAAGCAAAACGAUGUCGUUUAGCCAAGAACUUCCAUUCAAGAGUAUCCUACUCCCCUUUCUCUCAUUCCAUCUCUCUCAUUCUUCUUUGAAUUUUCUCGCAAAAGUCGACUGCUACCUCAUGUGCUUCAAAUUGGCGAGGAAUUCUACUUAAUCUAUCUCUGUUGAUGUGGGUUUUUGCUCGAUAGUCAUUCUAGGUUGGCUUCAUUCGGGAAAUGACUGAUGAGCAGUGAUUAGUUAUUCAUCAUCUUCUGCACUCACUCUUGCACUCUGAAGUUCUAGCGUGCGUCUACCUUCAUCAGAGGUAUCACUCUGAGUCUCUGACAUAAUGAUUCAUCAUCGACUGCAGUUUCUCUUGCAUUCUGAAGUUCUAACAUGCAUCUGUGCAGAACAUGAGCUUAGUAGGACUCCAUGGUAAAUCUAUCAACACUGUUGUCUGUCCAUGUUGAAACAACUAGGGUAAAGGCCUAAAGGGACAAAUGAAAGUUCAUGGAACACCUCAAUAAAUACAGCUCAUAAAUCUGUGCGGAUGAAUCAUUCUGUUUGGGCUCACUCAUCAUUUCUUCUCCCAUAAAUCCCCUCAAUGGCGUGUCCCUGACCUUCUAGUCCCUUCUCUUCUCAUCUGCACAAAGUAGCUGCAAUGGAGGGGAGCAUACUUGAUUCCCUUGGCACAGAACUAAUAGGGGUAAUGUCCCCUGUUUCAAUUUGUAUGCUCCUAGUUGUUCUUUUGGUAUCCAUUCUUUCUCCAUCCUCUUCUUUCCCAUCUUCCCCUACUCCAACCCCCAUUGUCACUGCAGCCAACCUCGUCUAUUCAGAAAAUCCAUCCGAUUCUACUACCCAAAAAUUUGAAGGUGCUCUUCUUAAUGCUGCUGUUUUUGUUGUACUCAUUGCAGUAGUCACCUUCGUCCUUGUCCUCCUUUACUACUAUAACUUCACCAACUUUCUCAAACACUAUAUGCGCCUAUCUGCUUUUCUCAUCCUCACCACUAUGGGGGGUGCCAUUUUUCUCUCUCUCAUCAGCCAUUUCUCUCUCCCCUUUGAUGCCCCCACGUGUUUUCUCUCUCUUUUUAACUUCUCUGUACUUGGGGUUGUCUCAGUAUUCGGCCGAGGGGUUCCAAUUAUCAUUACCCAAACUUACACUGUGAUUUUGGGGAUCAUUACUGCUGCUUGGUUCACCCAAUUACCUGAAUGGACUACCUGGGUGCUGCUGGUUGCUUUGGCGGUAUAUGAUUUGGUUGCAGUUUUAGCUCCCGGUGGUCCGUUGAAGAUUCUAGUGGAACUGUCUCAGUCGAGAGAUGAUGAUCUUCCAGCUUUAGUUUAUGAGGCAAGGCCUACGGUUUCUACAUCUAGUGGCGGGGGAAGAAGAAAUGGGGGUUUGGGGCUUUUGGUUGGUGGGGUUUCAGAUAAUUCAUCAGUGGAGCUUCAGAAUCUGUCAACAACUGUUGGAAAUUAUUCCAAUGAGGAUGAGAUUGCAGUUGAUGAUGAAAGAGAGAGAAUGGGGAAUGAAAGGGGUGGUGAUCAAGGGGAAACAAUACCGUUGGUGGUAGCGAAUUCAAGUGAGAUUGGCGUGGUAGAUGAAGAAAGGUCACCUCUUGUGGAGAUGGUUGCUGGGGAGGGGAGAGAUGGCGGUGAUGGUAAUGAGGAAGCCAUGACUGCUGGUAUCAAACUUGGACUGGGAGAUUUUGUGUUUUACAGUGUUCUCGUGGGCAGAGCUGCAAUGUAUGAUCUUAUGACAGUAUAUGCUUGUUACCUUGCUAUUAUAUCAGGGCUUGCUUGUACUCUCAUUUUGUUGUCCGUGUGUCGUCGAGCGCUACCAGCCUUGCCUAUUUCAAUUGCUUUAGGGGUGAUUUUUUACUUCUUGACUCGAUUGUUAAUGGAACCUUUUGUUGUUCAGACGUCAACAAAUUUGAUGAUGUUCUGAUGAAGCAACUUCCUCCACACCCAAAAAAGGAAUAAGCACUACAGUUUACAGAAGGUUAUGUUUUUCCAAGAGGGUUGUUCUAUUUGCUAAGAGAUGUUGUGUUGUUUGCUGUAUUUUUGACCGGGCAACAGGCCAACACAUUCUUUUUCAAGGUUCUCGACAUGGAUGACUGAGAUUUACCAAAUCUGUCUCUGGUUUUGCUGAUGUGUGAAUAUAGUGUACAAGAAAUGCAUUCAUCAAUCUGAUAUUCGUAUAUUUUACAAUGAGAAGUGGUUUAUCUUGACCAUGGAAGGAAAUGGAGUAGCUGUCGAUUAAGAUUUUUUGCGUCAAUGCUCAAUUGUUUCAUUAUAUAGUUAAGGUGUACCGAGAAAUGGUUUUCACAUUCAAGAUAUUGAAUUUGGCAUUCCUCUUCGUGACCAA
Chenopodium quinoa (quinoa) is the source of this 2814-nucleotide messenger RNA. Its product is annotated as presenilin-like protein At1g08700. Gene Ontology annotation, molecular function: aspartic endopeptidase activity, intramembrane cleaving. NCBI's taxonomy places the organism in Eukaryota, Viridiplantae, Streptophyta, Magnoliopsida, Caryophyllales, Amaranthaceae. The transcript has 4 exons. Gene Ontology annotation, biological process: protein processing. The record is from RefSeq and is a predicted model, not a curated record. Gene Ontology annotation, cellular component: nucleus; membrane. Bases 1114 to 2394 code for a protein of 426 amino acids.